GUAUAUAUUCCCUCCGUCCCAGAGUAUUUGUCCACUUUCAUUUUUACACACCAUCCAAUACACUUCUUUAAUCCAUUUUAUCUUGUAAUUUGUAUAUUAAAAAAUUAUAGAAAUUAUAUAUUAAUAAUCUAUAUGUUAAGACAAAUCAAACAAGAUCACACAUGACUAUAUUUAGGCUUACACAUUGAGAGAACUUGAUGAGUCAAAAUGCUUAGAUGAACAGUUCCAAAAGUCAAAAGUGGACGAAUAUAGCAGGACGGAGGGAGUAUAUUAAGACAGUGGUCUUCUUCUUCUAUUGUCAAAAAGUUGCCAUUUUUCUCUCCCCAUGAAGAGCUGCAUCAUCAUCAUCAAGUGAUAAAUCAAAAGAAGGGGUUGUUUUCAUAGAUCUUUAAUUUGCUGAUGGGAGACCUUUAAGAAGAGAAUAAGUAUAACAAGGGAGUGGUAGAGAAGACAGCUUAACAGCAGAUGUUAUCCAUUGACAACCCUCCACCUGCAUCAGAUCUCACUUGUCAUCUUCCCCAGAUUAUAACCUCCUCUCCAUUGAAAACCAUUAAUGGUGGUGAUGAUGAAAAGCCUUCUUCUUCUUUUUCUUCUUAUACUUGUUCUGGUAAGCUUGUGGAGAAGGUAGAUCUGCCCCAGGCAGCCCUUGGUGAAAAAAACACCAGUAAUAUUCCCCCAUAUUUCUCCAUAAGGUAAAAGUUUAAUUAGCACAUAUAAGAAUUUACACACAGAAUCACACACUUUGAGUGUGUUUAUGUGUGUGUAAUCUUGGUCUAGAGUUACUUGAGACUUUUCCUGGGGGGUCAGAUCUAUAGUGGUUACUUUCAAGUUUCAACCAUUCCUUACUGUUACUGUGGGGCAUUUCUUCAAGAUCUAACUGAAAGCCACUCCUGUCUAAAUUUGGAGGAGCAAUUCCUAGUGGUUAUUUCAUGUGUAUGUUCAUAUUGAUGUCAUCCUCUUAGCCCAUUCCACCUUCUUUAUUCUUGAAUUCCCAUCCUUGGAGUUGUACCACUGUAGCAGUAUAUCAUCAUGUCCACAUGAAUUUUCUAGGAAAUUAAAUUAGUUUCUUCCCAAGAUUUGUUUUUUUUUCAUUUCUUUUCGACCCAAAGUUUACAUCUUUAAAUAUUUGUUUGCCUAUUAUCCCAAAUUAGAUGAAUAAUUAUACUUACUGUGUUGCAGGGAUUAUGUUUUGAGCAGCAGGAGCAAGAAUAUCAAGACCAACUGGCCUUUCUCUGAGAAAAGUUUAGAGCUUUGUUUGGAUCACGGCGUGAAGGAGCUCUUGCCACCUUUCCAUUCUGCAGACAAUUUGAGACGCGUGGUUGAAAAUACCUUGGCUGACAAACAGGAUAAUAUAAUUGUUUUGCACGACGAUCAAUCCACACCGUGUGAUAAUGAUUCCUUGCCUCCCACUUCUCACCAUACUGAAUCUGCUAACAUAAAUUCAAGUGGAACAGAAGGAGAUAAAGUUGUUCCUUGUUCAGUUAUUGAUUCUGUCCCGGCGAUUAAGAGUUCUUGUUUGGAAUUUGGAACUAAAGCUAUAGGACCAAACAAGGUCCUCUCAGGUAAGAAGAGCAGCUUAACAGCCAAACUGAGCAGCAUCACAGAAGAAGAAACUAAAACAAGUAAUCUUGCAAUUUCGGAAUCAAUGGCUUCAAAAACAUGCCCGGUUUGCAAGAAUUUUUCAUCAUCUUCAAACACCACUUUAAAUGCUCACAUUGAUCGGUGUCUUUCUGGCGAGCCCAAGACAGUGAAGUGGGCUUCGUCUUCAAAUUGUGAAGCUAGCAAGAAAAGGAUGAGGCCCAGGAAAACAAGACUCAUGACAGACAUCUAUGCGACUGCUCAAUACUGCACCUUGGAGGAUCUUGACAGAAGAAAUGGAACAACUCUUGCAGUUCGUCCGAGCUUUUCUGCACCAGAGAUGGAUGAGUGUGGUGAUGAUAACAAUGACAAAUCAUCACCGGUUGAUAUAGAGAAAACGUGUGACGAAGGGGAAGUUUAUAUUGAUGCCAAUGGGACUAAGCUUCGGGUACUAUCAAAGUUGAAUGAUGGAAAAGCCACUUGCUCAAAGAAAUUUACAAAAGGUGAUAAAGGGUCCAAAUUCCUUUCCACCAAUAAGAAAAAGAUGAAGAAACAUCCGAACAAUUCCCAAAAACAACUCAAGAUUAUGACGUCUGCUGCACAAAACAAAAAUGUUUGCUCUCGCAGUCCACAUAUUUCAGAGAAGAGGGGAAGUGUUCAAGAGGGAAGCUUUGUUCGAAAGCAAAUUACUCGGAAAGAGCAAUGUCCAACCCAGCACAUCAGAUCUCAAGAUAACAACAAGAUGGGGAAUGAACACCUCAGCAACUCAUAUGCGAACCGGAGCUGUUCUUCAAGAAACCUAAACUCGCCCUUAGAGACAGCUCGUUUACCCAAAAGCCGCAAGAGAUUGGAAGAUUUGGAAUGCGAGUUGAGUGAUGAUCACAACGAGCAGCUUUAUUUGAAAAAGAAAGCGAGCUUUCCAAUGCUCGGUAGAUACACAGUGCCAAGAAAGGGCAAAAAAGCAAAACUUUCAAAAGCAUAUGACCACCCUUCAGCCCAUUACAGUGGUGGGAUCACCAAGAAUGAUAAUCCCACUGUCCAUAGUAAACCAUCUAUCUACACUCAUCAUCAUGCAUUCUCAUCAAAAGCCAAGAAGUUCUCAUCUCUAAGGAAACUGAAAGGAGCUGUGAGAUCUCAAGUCCCUUGUGUUCCUAUGUCUCGUGCAGAUGAUAAACAGUAUGAUUCUGCAGAAGACCAGAUUGAUGAACAUCAACCGACACGGGAUGCCAAGAAAGCCAGGAUUUUGAGGACCAGAAAGGAGGAAUGUGAGAAGGAUUGCGGUCGUGAUAUUGGGAGGGAUAAUGAGAAUAAUAAUGAUAACAGUUCUACCUUCAGCUUUGGUAGUGUUUCAUCAUCAGGCGAGUCUGAUGAUGAACCCGAUGAAAUGGGCCCCACCCCAGAGUUGUAUGCCAGGAAAAAGUUCAUGGAUUUUAGCAAACAUGGGGCAUCUGGAACUGAUGAUGAUAGCUUGGAUUUGCAUGCAGAUCACUCGCCACUAUUUGGUGAUGAAGAACACUUCAAAAGGCCUUUUAUUUGUGAUCAAGAUGAGAUUUUUUGUGAUGUUGGCAAGACUACUAGUGCUGAUGAAUUCCAAGGGGGGUAUUGUGGUCAUCUUGAGGUAGACUCGAUUCCUAUACCGGGCCCACCGGGGUCCUUUAUACCGAGUCCCGGUCGCACUUGCUCAGGAGAAAGGUUAGAAGAAGAAGAAGAAGAUCUUCAUCAGGCUGCAUAUUCAUCACUGGCAAGCAGCAGACUUUAUCAGUCUUCUUCAGAGGAGACUUCUCCUGUUUCUGCUACUACCACACUCUCCAACUUCACCAGGUCCUCGGACAAGCCAGCGAGCCGAAACCCAUGGCUGUAUUCCACCACUGAAGACAACAAAUCCACCCUGUCCAACGACAGCAUUGAUCAUCGUCAUCAUCAUCUUCACACUUUGCCGAUGAUGAGCUGUCAAGACCCGCCACAGCUUUCCCAGCCUGCCACUGCUAAUACCACCCCACCGAUCCCCGUGGGUCCCACACGCCUUGAGAAAAACUCACAUCUCUACAAACUCUCUGUUGACACUGAUCAUCAUCAUCAUCAUCAGGUACUCAACAAGGUCCCGGCGGGACGCGCUGAGUCAGCAAGUCCAUCAUCCGCGUGCAAGCCCGUCAUCAGGCUGAUGGGGAAGGACGUGUCGGUGGACCCCACAGACUGCGACGAGAGCGUGUCCCCGCAGGCAAAUCCGCCCCCACCAUCCCAAACAAGCUUCGUCGCGAAGAAGCCAUACUUUCAGGCCAGAGAUCCUCAAGUGUUGUUCUACAAGCCACAUGAAGAUACUAAUAAUAGCAACCAAAGAAUCUGGCUGCAUUCGUCGGGCUAUGACGUGCCAGUAACGAGCCACGGAGGUGUAUUUCGCUAUAAUAAUGAUCGCCGCCAGUUGGAAUCUUUUGGAGUGAACGCCGCCACCGCAGCCCGCGGUGGGGCCCCCCCUCUAAUGUUUCCUCCUCCAUAUUCUACCGGCCGGAACCUUCUACCAUCUUCUUCUUCUUCUUCUUUAUCAGCAUACUACACUACUUCUGGAUUCUCAUCAUGAUCACAUGAGUUAAGGUGCAUGGCAUGGGGGCAUAAAAUGUUACAUAAAUAUAUAUAGGUCUGACUAAACUAAAGAAAGAGAAAACAAACACAUGAGCAGAUCCUAAUGGAACAUACUCCUGAUUAAUUAUGCUCUUUUGCAUAGUGUUGUUGUUAUGUAUUAUCAGUAAUAAUCAAUAUAAAUUCUCUUUUAUAUAAUAUGAGUUAACAUAUUCGAGUAAUAAUAAUAUUUUGGUUAAGAAAAACUUUUCAUUCCU
Cuscuta campestris is the source of this 4409-nucleotide messenger RNA. Lineage: Eukaryota; Viridiplantae; Streptophyta; Magnoliopsida; Solanales; Convolvulaceae. The record is from the annotation of a GenBank genome assembly.